Messenger RNA from Cercocebus atys (sooty mangabey), 7157 nucleotides. RefSeq names its product La ribonucleoprotein domain family, member 4B (gene LARP4B). Gene Ontology annotation, cellular component: cytosol; cytoplasmic stress granule. Gene Ontology annotation, molecular function: mRNA 3'-UTR binding. Gene Ontology annotation, biological process: positive regulation of translation. The record is from RefSeq and is a predicted model, not a curated record. The transcript has 16 exons. The coding region runs from base 166 to 3753 and encodes 1195 amino acids. NCBI's taxonomy places the organism in Eukaryota, Metazoa, Chordata, Mammalia, Primates, Cercopithecidae.
CCAGACAGAGGAGAGGUGUCUCUGCAAUCUGAAAAUAGUGCCUUUUACCAAGAAGAGGACAGAAGUGUCGUUUUGAAGGCUGAGGGUCAUGGUGUAAGGGCUUUUGAAUCGAAAUCUUGGUGUCACGUAGAUGAGGCCGCAACACAGACCUGUGACCAAACUUGUAUGAAGCGUUUGGUGGACACGGAGGGGAUGGUGCAGAGGACAGACGGCCUAAAGCCUAGCAUGGCACAAGGAGUGCCACCCAAUGGCAAGUCUCCCAGUCACUCCAGAUCUCUUCAUAGUAACUGUAUUUCCUCCAUAUUUGUUUUCACCUGCGCAGAGGAAGAAGAGAGGGAAACAAGCCCAGGUGACAAAACAGAGGGUGAAAUACGUGUGAAGAGUUCAUUCAGUGUGUCACAAGACCAGCUGAGUGACCCUCAAAAGUUAGAAAGUGGUGAAAAAGAAUCACUGCAAGCAAACUAUAGAGAGACAACUGAAGAUGACAUAGAGACUGUCAAGUCAGAUUCUAAAACAACCUGUGAGGGGGAAACAGGCACACAAAGAUAUGAGGCAGUGCCACGUCAGGAUAUACUGUCCUGCGUUAGUUCUAGUACAACGGAGAACGCUGAUUUUGAAACUAAUCAAAUAGAAAAAAAUUAUGAAACACACCGAGUAUACAACUGCAAAUAUAAUGGUCUUAAUGUUAUACCACCGUUAAGUCUGAGUUUUAAUCCAGUUAUACAGAAGUCAGAAAUAGUAGAGAAUUCUGUUAGUAGUGGUAAAAGCGCAAAAUGGAAGGGAAUUUACUGUGAAUCAGUUGAAGACGCUCCUGGUAUCUUUGGUCCUAAUACAUCAGGGUUGAGCAGACCAAAACUAACACGUAAAGAAGAGGAAGAGAGACUUUAUUUGGAGAAAGAUAGUAUUGAUCCCAAAAUUAUUGACUGCCUGGGUCCAUAUGGGACAAAUGAACGUGCACACCGUUUCAAAGAAGGAAACACCAAGUCCACUCUUAAACAGUCGACUUUAAAUGGUGAAAUGGGUUUUAUGGGAAAUGCUAAGGUGAGUUUUGAGAAAAUAGAGUCAUGUGACACUUCCAGUGGGCUUUUCUUUUUGGUUGGUGUUGAUCCCGCCCUAGUGGACAGAUACACAGCUGCCCCCUGCAGUGUGGCCCAGGGGAUUCCCGCUGUCCCCGUGGACAACAAAGACACUGUCAUACCAAGUAGUGGCCACAUUUCAUCACUCACAGAAGGUAUCCUAAAUAGAUCUGAACAUCCGUCAAAAGUGAAUUGGCAGAGUGUCCCAGAAGGAGUCUCCUGUUUUUUGAGUGAAUUUUCUUAUUACCCGAUGGGAGGGUUAGGAAAUCCAGUAUUUUCUGAAAGACUGGCCAGUGGUUAUGGUGGGUAUCAAGUGCGCUAUCUCUGGACUAAUACAGUCACAAAAGGUGCACUAGAAGGUGAAACAGUAUUUAGUGAGGAUCUACACCACAAGCCACAGGGCUUGGAAAUUGCUUCGUUUUCAGAAAACACUCCUCAGCUACCGGUGUCACAGGACGGUGUUAUUUGGGGAUGGCAUGAUAGAGACGGACAGUUCGUACCAGCAACUAAGGUUUCAGAGCUGAACCCUAAUGCAGAAGUGUGGGGGGCUCCUGUGUUACGUCUGGAAGCAAGCAGUGCUGCUGACGGUGUGAGUGCCGCAUGGGAGGAGGCGGCUGGCCACCACGCAGACCGUGGCCCACAGGGAUUGGAUGCCAGUGGUGAUGGUGACCAGAGCCAUGAGAAUGCAGCAUUGCCAGACCCGCAGGAGUCGGACCCAGCAGACAUGAACGCGCUCGCUCUGGGUCCCUCGGAAUAUGACUCUCUGCCUGAAAAUAGCGAGACAGGAGGAAAUGAGUCUCAACCAGAAAGCCAGGAAGACCCCCGGGAAGUACUUAAAAAAACAUUGGAAUUCUGCUUAUCUAGGGAGAACCUUGCUAGUGACAUGUAUCUUAUAUCACAGAUGGACAGUGACCAGUAUGUGCCAAUCACAACGGUGGCUAACCUCGACCACAUCAAGAAGCUCAGCACUGAUGUGGACUUGAUUGUGGAAGUGCUAAGAUCUUUACCUUUAGUCCAAGUGGAUGAAAAGGGAGAGAAAGUAAGGCCAAAUCAGAAUCGCUGCAUAGUAAUAUUGCGUGAAAUACCUGAAUCUACCCCUGUGGAAGAAGUAGAAGCACUAUUUAAAGGAGAUAAUUUACCAAAAUUUAUAAACUGUGAAUUUGCAUAUAAUGAUAAUUGGUUUAUUACAUUUGAAACAGAAGCUGAUGCACAACAGGCUUACAAAUACCUUCGAGAAGAAGUCAAAACUUUUCAAGGAAAACCAAUUAAGGCGCGGAUAAAAGCAAAGGCAAUAGCUAUAAACACAUUUUUGCCAAAGAAUGGAUUUAGACCCCUGGACGUGAACCUGUAUGCCCAGCAGCGCUACGCGACAUCGUUCUACUUCCCUCCCAUGUACAGCCCCCAGCAGCAGUUCCCCCUGUACAGCCUGAUCACGCCCCAGACGUGGUCAGCAACGCACAGCUAUCUUGACCCACCCCUGGUAACUCCAUUUCCAAAUACUGGAUUUAUAAAUGGGUUUACGUCUCCAACGUUCAAGCCUGCGGCGUCUCCUCUGACUUCUCUCAGACAGUAUCCUCCUCGAAGCAGGAAUCCUAGUAAAUCUCAUCUGCGGCAUGCAAUUCCUAGUGCGGAGAGAGGACCUGGGUUAUUAGAAAGUCCUUCAAUAUUUAACUUCACUGCAGAUCGAUUAAUUAAUGGUGUCCGGAGUCCACAAACAAGGCAAGCAGGUCAAACUAGAACACGGAUACAAAACCCUUCAGCAUAUGCCAAGAGAGAGGCUGGGCCUGGGCGCGUGGAGCCAGGCAGUCUUGAAUCUUCUCCUGGUUUAGGGAGGGGAAGGAAGAAUUCCUUUGGCUACCGGAAGAAAAGGGAGGAGAAGUUUACAAGCAGCCAGACACAGUCUCCGACGCCACCAAAGCCUCCGUCGCCAAGCUUCGAGCUGGGGCUGUCCAACUUCCCUCCAUUACCUGGAGCUGCGGGCAAUUUGAAGACAGAGGACUUGUUUGAAAACAGGCUAUCUAGCUUGAUAAUAGGACCAUCCAAAGAAAGGACCCUCAGUGCAGAUGCAAGUGUGAACACCCUUCCUGUAGUGGUCUCCAGAGAGCCCUCAGUGCCGGCUUCUUGUGCUGUAUCAGCAACGUACGAGCGAUCCCCCUCCCCAGCUCAUUUACCUGAUGAUCCCAAGGUGGCGGAGAAACAGAGGGAAGCCCACAGUGUGGACAGACUUCCUCCCGCCCUCACUGCGACCGCAUGUAAAUCGGUGCAGGUGAACGGAGCCGCCACGGUACGUACCUCGUGCCUGCCUUCCUGCACGACAGCCGCGAGGCUCUGGUGUGAACAGACGCUGCGCACUCCUGCACCUGCUCGUUUUUUAAUCACAUCUAAUUUGGAAUUGCGAAAGCCCAGCUACGCGGAGAUUUGUCAGAGAACAAGUAAAGAGCCUCCUUCUUCCCCAUUGCAACCCCAAAAAGAACAGAAGCCAAACACUGUUGGUUGUGGGAAGGAGGAAAAGAAGCUGGCAGAGCCCGCGGAGAGAUACCGGGAGCCCCCAGCCCUCAAGUCCACACCUGGAGCCCCCAGAGACCAGAGGCGGCCGGCCGGGGGCCGGCCCUCGCCCUCGGCCAUGGGGAAGCGUCUCAGCCGAGAGCAGAGCACUCCCCCCAAGUCUCCUCAGUGAAAACCGUACGUCUGGGAGGGGCCGCAGAGCGCUGUGUUAACCACAAACGACACUCAGUGCGAGGGCGAGCCGCUGGUUAGGAGCUUGCAGUGUCUGAGGCCUGUGGGAUCCUCAAGUUGGUUUUCUUCUGUGAGUUGGAUUCUCCCCCUCUUGAAAAAAAAUCGAUUUUUCAGGAUUUAAUUAAUACAAACCUUAUUUUAGGUUGGUGCUUAACUGGAGGUGAUGCAUAAGUCUGAUUUUUUUUUCCAAGAUAGAAAAAGCAUUUAUCCUAACAAAUUGGUAUUUUUUAUUAAGCCUCCAUGUGGCUCUGAAUGCAAGCUAUAUAUAGUGAGUUUUUCUAAAUUAAGGGAACUCUGCUACUUUUUUUUUUUUAGUAACUGGUCUGCAAGUGCAUAUCUCUAGAAUGUCCCCGCAGAUGAAUGAGGGCCAGUGGCCUUGGCAGAGGCAGGUGUGGCCUCGUAGAGGCAGUGCUGGCCGCGCCAGGGCAACGGCGCUGAUGUGGGAGCUGUGCUUCUACCUAAGCCGUUGGUAGGGGACUCUGGCAUUUAAGAAUGUAGAGAGCGCGUCCUUUUUGAUCUCCUGGGCAGAGUGAACCUGCAGGGGCCACCCCAGAGAGACCUGAAACCUUGGUUCUGAUGCACUGCAAGCAAGUAACCAGCUUCUCACUCCAGUUUCAAGUGGCUAUUAUGUAAUAUAAAUUGAAAGCACAUUGUGAAUAGAACCUAAAUGAAAACAUACACUUGGUUGCCCACUGACAUGUUACCAGAAGUUGUACCAUGAUGUUGAUUUGACCCCUGUGAGCUGACGGCCCCAGCCCUGCUCUGUGCACAUUUCUGUCCGUGUUCCCCAGCACUCUGGUUGGAGAGAGUCCACAUCUUCAGCUCCGUGUGGACAUCUUCCCGUACCUCUGCAUCAGCACAUGGAUUUCAGAGUUACGUAAUCGUGAGAGAAUGGUGUUUGUGGUUUUCCCCCUCUUUGGCUGGUGGAGGAUAAAGUUCCUGCUCUUUUACCUCCAAGACGAGGGCCUCAUUGAUUCACUUCCAGAAGUGCUGCACUUCUGAAGAACAAGGAUGCACUAAAGGUAGCAAGUUUAUAAUAAAGUUAAAUAUAAAUUAUUUUGUUUUAAAAUGCCUCAAAUUUUUCUUUAAGUAUUCUAAGCAGCAAACAUUAAAAUAAGAAUAUUUCCUGCUACAUGUAACCAUACACUUUAUUCCACAAAAUGUUAUUUAACAAGACUGAGGGUUUUUUUUAAGAAAAAAAUUAUUUCCAUCCAAUAUUUAAAGACUUGAAUUUUAUUUAAACUUGAAAAUGACUUUGCCUUAACUUUUGUAUAAGACAGCUUAGAGUCCAUGGAGCCCGGCCCUGGGUUGGCGUGAGUGGGUCAGAGUUACUCAGUUCCUGUGUGGAUCUCCUGUCGCUGGUUUUACUGAGUAAGCAGAGUGUAGUACAAGAGCUAGCAGUAGUUUUUGUAAUAUACCUUAAAGAUCUUCAACAGUUGAUCUUUUUUCAGAAUGUUGGGAAAUCCUGUAAAUGCAAAUAGUCAAUACUGUAUUAAAUACGUGCACUCGGAGUGUGCUUCGCUUGUACAGUUGUAAAUAAUCAGAACAUAUGGAAAAGGUACCUACAGAGAAAAUUCUGAUACAAAUUAUUGAUAUAUUAUAAAUGUUGCUGUUGAGCUGGAUGUAGAUAAACUAAAUGUUGUGGUUUGAAUAUUAUUUUGAUUUGUUGAGAUUUUCUUUUUUCUCUUACAUCGGUGUGUUGAACUGAUUCUGCCUCUUUGCUGCAAAAGGGAAUUGGAAAGUCUUAUUAAAAGCCUCCAGAUGUUUUCAUACUCUUUUAAAAUGUAUGUAAAUGCAUACUAAUCAUAUCUAACGUGAAAGAGUUUUAAAGUAUGUAGAGAGCAAAAACUGGCAGGAUCAUAAGUGGAGGUGAAAAGUAAUCUAAUUAAAAUCACUUGCAGCUAAGCAUGAUUUACCUGCCAGAGGAAAACAUGCCUGGCAUUUUUGACCAUUUCCUUUAAAGCAGUUGCUAUUAUUCAAAUACAGAGAAACAGCCACAGGGCUAGUGUUUUUCAAAUGCAUUUUAAAGAAACAUGGGGAUUUAUUUUUUUGUAGUUGUCAGUUCACUGACCAAAAAAAAAAGAAAAAAAAAAAUCAGAAAUAAUUGAUCUCUGAAACCCAAACUCUCAAUAUUCUAAAAGCUGGGAGGCAACCCCAAGGCCUGGCUACGAGGUGCAUCUUCGCUACAGAAGGACCAGGGGCGCCAUCAGCCAUUCCCAAAUCACAAGGCCUGCGCCUCCGCCAGUGAGUCCUUGGUUUUUAAUAAUGAGAAGUCCUUUCCCCCAAGGUGUGAGCAUUGCAGCGCAGUGUGUGUGUGUGGUUCGAGCCAGCUUAGUCCUUCACUUUGUUUGUCGGCUGAAGUGUGAGCUCAACAGCUGCGUGAAGAGGGCAGCGCGUGCGGUAGCCAGUCGCCACUGGAGGGCUCUGCUGCCAUCCGGUCAAUACACUGUAGUUACUGCCUAGCCAGCAGCAGUCUUUUGCAUCAAGAGCAGAAACCUUGCUCGGAUGCGAUUUUUAUAGCAUCCUUUUUAAUUAAACAAAGGUGAAACACAGAUAGCUAUAUAAUGUCCAGAAACCCCUGAUACUAUUUUGAAAGUGUCCACUCAGAAGAAAAUGAGAGUUACCAUAAUGGGAAGCUGUGGUGGUCCAUGCCGACUAGGCUGUGUCACGUACAGCGAUGAGAGUGGCUUUCAUGCUUUUUUUUUAAGUUAACACCCUCCUUUACCCCCAGCAGUAUCUCAGGUUAUAGAAUCAGAGAUGCAGCAGCGACAAAUGGCAUUUUAACUUGUAAAAUCGUGUGAUGAUGCUUAUCAUUUUGAAAUAGAAGAAUAAAAACCUGGCCCCGUUUCACCAGACAUGAAUUUCAAGUGGAGUCGUCGUUCUCUGAGAGCGAGUGUCUUGACAUUUCCACCCAGGCCCUCCUGUCAUCACAUCACCGGCUGUCAGUGGCGGGUGGCAGUAAACGUCCUGCGUUGCUGUAUUAGGAUCUCUGCAGUUCAGGCUUAACAACCAGUUCAGUGUAUCCGGGCGACGGGUAGCGGUGGUGCAUGCCUGUCUGCGUGCCCCGCUGGCGAGCUGUAGUUGUGACUUGCGUGCCUCGCGGCCCCCUACCGGGUUGCAGACAAUCGAGGCGAGGGCACUGGCUGCCGGCAGUCCACAGUGGGGCCACGUGGAACGCUCCUUGAGGGUUUCGUUUUGUUCUGCUUCUUUUCAUUAAGACUGGAAUCAAGCUUACAUGUAAACUAUUGGUAAUUUAAGUUUCCUUUGGUGUCAUUCAGUGUAAAACUGUCUAAUUUGAAAAAAAAAAAUGUAGGUUAUGAAAAUAAAGAUUUAGGCACUGUUCAA